GUGACAAUCUCAGCCGUCGGCUGUCGAGCUAAGAUAUGGUCAUUGGGUCGAAUUUGUCAGGCAGCCAAACACUUCCCUUUCUCACAAUUUUCUCCAGAAAAUUUUCAGCCAGAUUGAGAGUUUUAACUAGAAUAAUUUUUGUUAUAUUUUAAUUAAUUGCAUUCUACAGUUUUAGCCAUUCCAGAAAGAAGAAAAGAUAAUUAAAUUUUUGCUGGAAAGAAAAAUUAAACAAAUAAACAGUGUUUGGUUGGUGAGAUUCAUUCCUUUUUCUAAUCCUUUUGAUUCUUUAUUUUUCCGCUCUUGAAUUCCCUUUUACUCUAUCUGUGAGCGGAUUCUAAAGAUUGAAGCUUUUAGCACUAAUCUUGAUUCCAAGAUCGUUGAUAAGCUUUUGGUAAAUUCUACAAUGUGGAUGUUUUCUUGGAGAUUUUGAUCCCUAAACCCAUGUGGAGAUCUAUUUGGAUGAAGUGGCGAUGAUGAGGAGUGAAGGUGACAAAUGGAGGUUAGAUCUGAGGGUUUACCAGUGAGGUGCGAGAAGGUUGGGUCGGGGACGACUCCAGUGAUCGCUAGAACUCGCUUACAAGUUUGGUUUAUAAGGGUUUGCUCCAGUAUUCUGCUGUGGACUGGUUUGGUUCAGCUUGUGGCCGUUGGGGAGCUAUGGCAACCGCGAUUUUUCACUAAUAUUACCAAUAAAAUUACCCAGAACACGCCGUUCCCUCUUCAAGUCCAAGUCCAUGCUCAACCUCCUCCUCCGCCCCUUCUUCGUGCGAGAAAUUAUACAAGUAACGGUUAUCUUAAGGUGUCCUGCAAUGGGGGCUUGAAUCAAAUGCGUGCUGCGAUCUGUGACAUGGUGACUGUUGCUCGGCUUUUGAAUCUCACUUUGGUUGUUCCUGAACUUGACAAGACAUCUUUCUGGGCUGACCCUAGUAACUUUGAAGACAUCUUUAAUGUGAAACAUUUCAUUGACUCAUUAAGAGAUGAAGUUCGAAUUGUCAGAAGGGUGCCAAAAAGAUUUAAUAGGAAAUAUGGAUACAAAAUGUUCAAGAUGCCCCCAGUUAGUUGGUCUGAUGAAAAAUAUUACCUACAACAGAUUCUACCACUUUUUGGCAAUUUAAAGGUGUUGCACUUCAACAAAACUGAUGCGCGCUUGGCAAACAACAUCUCACUCAAUCUUCAGGAACUCAGAUGCCGUGUUAAUUUUCAGGCACUGAAAUUCACUCCACAGAUUGAAAGUUUGGGGUACAAAUUGGUUCGCAUCCUUCAGGAGAGGGGACCUUUUGUGGCCUUGCAUCUUAGAUAUGAGAUGGACAUGUUGGCUUUCUCAGGUUGUACUCAUGGCUGCACCAAGGAUGAAUCUGAGGAGCUCAAGGCAUUAAGGUAUGCAUACCCCUGGUGGAGGGAGAAAGAGAUAGUUUCUGAAGAGAGGAGACUACAAGGUUUGUGUCCUUUGACACCUGAAGAGACAGCAUUAGUUUUGCAAGCAUUGGGUUUUGACAAGGAAACACAGAUAUAUAUUGCAGCUGGUGAGAUAUAUGGCAGUGAACGGAGACUUGCAGCACUAAGGGCUGCAUUUCCACGGAUUGUGAGAAAGGAAAUGCUGUUAGAUCCAGUGGAGCUGCAACAAUUCCAGAAUCAUUCUUCUCAGAUGGCUGCUCUGGAUUUCAUGGUCUCAAUAGCCAGUAAUACUUUCAUACCCACUUAUUAUGGAAACAUGGCAAAAGUUGUGGAAGGUCACCGCCGGUAUCUUGGGUUUAAAAGGACAAUCCUGCUGGAUCGAAAAAGACUUGUAGAAUUAUUGGAUUUGCAUCAAAAUGGGACACUUUCAUGGAAUGAGUUUGCAGUUGCUGUUCAAGCAGCACAUGAGAAAAGGAUAGGACAGCCAAUGCGCCGCCGGGUUAUAGCAGAUAAACCGAAGGAGGAAGACUAUUUUUAUGCAAACCCUCAAGAGUGCCUUUGCGAGAGAACAAAUUGUGAUGACUUGCUAGGCCCUAAUAACUCGAGUUCAUACCGUGAGAAUGAACACGCAAUUCCAAGCAAAAACUGAGACAGUGUCCCACUUAUUGUUCAAAAGCUGUGGUGCACAGACCGUGUGACUUCCAUGACCGAAAGCUUCAGAUGAUGAAUUUAUACACACGCCUUAAAGCAUUGUAAGCAACAGCAGAUAGCAAUCCUGGAGUGUCCAUUCAGGCAGUCAAAGGUUAUGUUCAUUUUUUUUUUUGUUGAUAUAUUUAUUUUGAUUUAUUCAACGAGUAAAAGCUUGUUCAAUGAUUAUAUAUAGUCCCCCAUUUAGAAAACACACAUGUAGCAUUCAUAUUCUUUAAUUCAUAAAUAUUUUAUAUACUGCAGAACUAUUUCUGAACAAUUAUGAUCAGUCGAGUCCUUAGAGAGGACAUUUCAGUUUUUGGA
Messenger RNA from Hevea brasiliensis (rubber tree), 2403 nucleotides. RefSeq names its product rhamnogalacturonan I rhamnosyltransferase 1. Gene Ontology annotation, cellular component: chloroplast; cytoplasm. Bases 494 to 2041 code for a protein of 515 amino acids. The transcript is spliced from 8 exons. NCBI's taxonomy places the organism in Eukaryota, Viridiplantae, Streptophyta, Magnoliopsida, Malpighiales, Euphorbiaceae. The record is from RefSeq and is a predicted model, not a curated record.